Molecule: messenger RNA, 2781 nt
Organism: Heteronotia binoei (common prickly gecko)
Lineage: Eukaryota; Metazoa; Chordata; Lepidosauria; Squamata; Gekkonidae
Gene: GALNT9
Product: polypeptide N-acetylgalactosaminyltransferase 9
Exons: 11
Coding region: 8-1894 (628 amino acids)
Cellular component (GO): Golgi apparatus
Source: RefSeq, a predicted model, not a curated record
GCCUUAGAUGCUGCUCCGGCUCCGCGGGCACCGGCGACCAUGCCUUGAUGCCCCACAGCUCCUCGACCCAGCGGCUUCCAUGGCGGUGGCAAGGAAAAUCAAAACUUUGUUGACUGUCAACAUCUUGGUCUUCGUGGGGAUCAUCCUCUUCUCGGUUUACUGCCGGAUCCAGGACCGGUCCCAGGAGCUGGUGCAGAUCGUCCGGAGCGCCGACCGACGGAUGAGGAGCCGCAACGCCAAAGUGGGCACCCUCCUGGAUCGGGACUCUAUCCUGCAGCGGCUGGACCACCUGGAGGAAGUGGUGUACAACCAGCUCAAUGGUCUAGCCAAACCAAUGGGAUUAGUUGAAGGCCCUGGGGGCCUGGGACAAGGAGGAAUGGCUGCCACCCUGAGAGAUGACAGCCACGAAUCGGAAACCAAGUAUGAAGAGUAUGGUUAUAAUGCCCAGCUGAGUGAUAGGAUUUCGCUGGACAGGUCUAUUCCGGACUACCGGCCAAAAAAGUGCAAGCAGAUGUCUUACCCCGAGGACCUGCCCCAGAUCUCGGUGGUCUUUAUUUUUGUCAACGAGGCCCUGUCUGUCAUCUUGCGCUCGGUGCACAGUGUCGUGAAUCACACUCCGUCCCACUUGCUGAAGGAGAUUAUUCUGGUGGAUGACAACAGUGACAACGUUGAGUUGAAGUUCAAUUUGGACCAGUAUGUGCACAAGAGAUAUCCGGGACUGGUGAAGAUAGUGCGCAACAACAAACGAGAGGGCCUGAUCCGAGCUAGAAUCCAAGGCUGGAAAGCGGCAACUUCUCCGGUGGUUGGGUUUUUUGAUGCUCACGUUGAGUUCAACAUUGGCUGGGUGGAGCCGGCUCUUACGCGAAUCAAAGAGGACAGGAAACGGAUCAUUCUCCCAGCUAUUGACAACAUCAAGUAUAAUACUUUCGAAGUGCAGCAAUAUGCCAAUGCAGCUCAUGGCUACAACUGGGGACUCUGGUGCAUGUACAUAAUCCCACCGCAGGACUGGCUGGACAAGGGAGACGAAUCUGCACCCAUCAGGACACCAGCCAUGAUCGGCUGCUCGUUUGUGGUGGACAGAGAAUACUUUGGUGAGAUCGGGUUGCUUGACCCAGGCAUGGAGGUGUACGGAGGAGAAAACAUUGAACUCGGCAUGAGGGUAUGGCAGUGCGGAGGAAGCAUGGAGGUGCUGCCAUGCUCUCGGGUGGCGCACAUCGAGCGCACCAAGAAACCGUAUAACAAUGACAUUGAUUACUAUGCAAAGCGCAAUGCCUUGCGUGCCGCGGAAGUCUGGAUGGACGACUUCAAGUCCCACGUUUACAUGGCAUGGAACAUACCGAUGACGAACCCUGGAGUCGACUUUGGAGACGUCUCAGAAAGAAUAGCUCUACGGCAACGGCUUCAGUGCCGGAGUUUUAAGUGGUACUUGGAGAACGUCUACCCUGAAAUGAGGAUUUACAACAAUACCAUCACUUACGGAGAGGUACGCAACAGCAAAGCGAGUGGCUACUGCUUGGACCAAGGAGCAGAGGAGGAUGACAAGGCAAUUCUUUAUCCAUGUCACGGAAUGUCCUCCCAGCUUGUUCGUUACAGCACUGAAGGCCUCCUGCAAUUAGGCCCUCUGGGAUCGACAGCAUUUCUGCCCGACUCAAAAUGUCUCGUAGAUGACGGGAAAGGAAGAACGCCCACACUGAAGAAAUGCGAAGACACUCUGAGGCCUGCGCAGAGGCUGUGGGAUUUCACACAGAAUGGACCAAUCAUUAGCCGAGACACAGGACGGUGUCUAGAGGUAGAAAUGUCUAAAGAUGCUAAUUUUGGGCUGCGGCUAGUGGUACAAAGAUGCUCGGGACAGAAAUGGAUGAUCAGAAACUGGAUAAAACAUGGCCGACAUUGACUUCUGUCUGGGAAGAAGAUGCCAUUUCUUCUGGAGUCCUUUGGCAAAGUAGGCAGGCGCCUUGCUGAGAGACUUGGGUUCGAGAGGACUGCUGCAUUGUCAAGACAACUAAUGCAAGGAGAAGCCGACGAUCAGGGUUGUGAAUUAUUGGACAUAAUUGUUUCUUUAAAGAAAUAGCAGGAGACUGGCACCCCAUCUAAGACUAUUGAAGGACAAAACUAUAUCUGGGUGAUACCACUUCAGACUGCAGGCGGGGGGGAUUUCCAUGAUUGAGCAGCAAUCCAUUCAAAAAUUCCCUGCACGUAGCAAGCUAGCUUGUCAGGGAAAAGGCCUCAGCUAGAACCCUGUCUUCUAACCUCUGAAGCAGAUUGUUUUGUAUGGAGAAGCAUACAACGAUCAGAGCCUUCCCUCCAAAACCUGAAAGGGCACAAACCCACAGGCAGGUUUUUGCGCUAGAGAACUCGGCCUCGCUUCUCACAUCAUCAAGGUGCCCCAGGAAGACUCACGCAAGUGUCUGGUUCUUUGGGAAGCCUUGAGAGGUUCAGAAGAGACCAUCGAAACUGAUUUGCUUUCUGUUCUCUCAGAAGAGGGCAGCCAUAUUUGGGAUGAGUUUGCAAGACUGAGGGGGAUCUCUUGCCUCAGCAACGAAGGGCCUGGGGAGGAAAUAAAUGUGUUAGCUUUAAGUUGCUGACUGAUGCACAACUCCUGUGGUGAUCAAAACCAUGUGCCUUUUUUACUGUACUUCCUAUCUGAUCGGACUGGGAAAUCCCGCCUCUUCAGCAUGUCUGACUAACUCUCUGAACAACCCACCAUGACAAAAAAAAAAAGUAUCCUGUAAAUAAAUUACACUGCAAAAAAAAAGUCUAAUAUAUAAUACAUUUCAAGAA